This is a messenger RNA of Alternaria incomplexa, 834 nucleotides long. RefSeq lists its product as uncharacterized. The coding region runs from base 1 to 834 and encodes 277 amino acids. The record is from RefSeq and is a predicted model, not a curated record. NCBI's taxonomy places the organism in Eukaryota, Fungi, Ascomycota, Dothideomycetes, Pleosporales, Pleosporaceae. The transcript is spliced from 2 exons.
AUGGACCUAGUAAGUAAGGUCGACGAGACCGAGUCUCGACUUCGGAGUGAACGCAAUACCACUCCUAGCACCGUUGGCGAACAGAACCAAAAACUGAACAACCUGUACAUCAAAAUCGGAAGGCUGUGUGAGGAGAACGAUACUCUCAAGGAGAACAUCGCGGCCUUAAAGGACCGAGAGAGGAAGAAGGAAGAGCUUUGCGAGACAUGCAAGGUGAAAGAGACUGAGAUAGCUGAACUUCAAGAGCAACUCGGCCCUGUAGGUGAGUCAUCCGAAGAGAACAAAGACAUUGGCGCACGAGCCAAGAAUGAUCCCGAUGAGGACGUCGCAUUGGCCGGGUUACGUAUCGCAUAUUUUAGAGCAGAGGAAGAUUUGCGAAUUAAGGACUCUGAGCACGCCGCGGAGAUAGCGAAGAUAAGAGAGGAGCAUGAGACUAUCAUUAAUUACCUCCAGCUGGGAUUGCGCGAUGCUCGCACGGCCACCAAGAAAGAGCACGCAGAGAAAUUGUGUACGCAGGAACAGCUUUCCAACACCACGAAAGAACUCUCCGACACUAAGAAGCAGCUCUUCCACUUGGAAAAGCAGUAUCGGAUACUCUGCGAUAUCAUACCCAAGCCGGGAGGCGGUGAGAUGGUAGAGCCGCACCCCCCAACCAAGCCGCGGUUGAGUCAAAGCAGAGAAAUGGAUAGCUUCUCGUCUUCGGUAACGCCCUUUUUGAGGCUGGAGCGAACAUCUCGUUCGCAUGGUAGUCAUGACCAAGGCCAUGAGAUUCCUCCGUCCCCGUCACAUACUUCUAAUGGCUCGCGAUUCAGCCUGGAACAAGACAGUGAGUAG